Molecule: messenger RNA, 5400 nt
Organism: Cheilinus undulatus (humphead wrasse)
Lineage: Eukaryota; Metazoa; Chordata; Actinopteri; Labriformes; Labridae
Gene: ctcf
Product: CCCTC-binding factor (zinc finger protein)
Exons: 18
Coding region: 623-3220 (865 amino acids)
Source: RefSeq, a predicted model, not a curated record
GUGGAGAGCUCACUGAAAAUGAAAGAGUCUGCAUUAAAGCACUUCAUGAUGCUGGAUGGUCUUUGAGAUGAAUAUGACAGGUGGUCUAAUAAAUUUGUUAAGCACUGUAUAUAGGUAAGUAAAUGGUUCCUUUAUGUAUAGCUGGGGACAUUCACCCUUAAUAUAGGGCAGGUAAACUAAAAGAUUUGGAAGGAGAGACUGCCAACACCCCAGCUGUACUUUAUUUUCCUGCCAGUCCUGUGAUAAAUUAUCUGUGUAAAGUCUUAAGUCAGGGCUAUCCACAUAAGAAUGCAGCCAGAGAUACUGAAUCUGUGGGAAUUAAGGUUUGUGUAUGAAUACAGCAUGUCAAGUGAAUAUGUUGUGCUCCACAUACCACUGAUGUAAAGGGAAAUUUGUUUUAACUUUGCACUUUUUUGCUCCUUCUAUCAAUUCUGUGUUAUUCUUAAAAUGUCAUGUUCUGCCUCCUGAGAACCUAUCCACCCCUUGGCAGCGAUGGUCUCCCUUUUUUGAGGAGUAUGUGUUGAUUGUCAGGUAGCAGCCUGCAGCUUUGGCUUGACAGGGACAGUGAGAUAGCAGACAUCUGAGUCAGCAAAGCUCAGGGCUUUCAGCAGCAAACAGAACCAUGCAGACUGCAGCCCAGUCUACAGAAAUCAUGAUAGCAGCACAUUUCUCACUGCUGUUUCAGUUCCUUCCCAGUAUGGACGGAGGGCCAACAGAGGGUGUAGGGGUGGUGGAGGUCCCCGCCAAAGACUUUCCCUCCAUCCAGACCGUCCACAGCCAAGAUGCAAUGGUGGCUGACCUCCUCCAGCAGGCAGCAGAGGCAGGAGGCGUAGUAGAGGGACAAGCUGGAGUUGUCCUCGAACAAGGACAUGGAGAUGGAUUGGUAGCAGCCAGCCAGGCCCAGCAGCAGCUGAUAGAAGCAGGGGUGGGGGUCAGUGUGGAAGGGGGAGCAGGGGUUGAAAUGAUGGUUAUGGACUCACUGGAUCCCACCUUGUUACAGAUGAAAACAGAGGCGAUAGAUGCUGCAGUGGGUGGAUCAACAGUAGGUGUUGUUGGAGGGGUAGCAGGUGCUGCUCACCAAGCAACUGUAACGACAGUAGACCAGACUCAAAUCAUCACACUACAGGUGGUCAACAUGGAGGAGCAGGCAGCUCUGGGUCUGGGUGAGCUCCAGCUAGUCCAGGUUCCUGUUUCUGCCACUACUGUGGAGGCUUUGCAGCAAGGCACUUUUGUAGACACCACUGCUAUGCCAAAGGAUGGAGACCCGGUCAUCUGCCACACCUUGCCACUGCCUGAGGGCUUCCAGGUGGUAAAGGUUGGUGCUAAUGGGGAGGUGGAGACAGUAGAGCAGGAGGAGGAGGGAGGGGUUGCUCACCCUGAAGAGGAGGAAGAUGAGGAUGUGGGAAGCCAGCUGCUGGAAGGAGAGGAUGAGCCCAUUCAGCCUCCAGCAGAAGACCCUGCCUGGGCAAAAGACCCAGACUAUCAACCCCCAACUGGACCUGUCAAGAAGACCAAAAAGGGUAAGAAGAGUCGUCUGCGAUAUGCUGAAGGAGACAAAGACAUGGAUGUCAGCGUGUAUGACUUUGAAGAGGAGCAGCAGGAGGGCCUUCUGUCUGAGGUCAACGCUGAGAAAGUGGUAGGCAACAUGAAGCCACCCAAACCUACCAAGAUCAAAAAGAAAGGUGUGAAGAAGACAUUCCAGUGUGAGCUGUGCAGCUACACCUGUCCUCGGCGCUCCAAUCUGGACAGACACAUGAAGAGCCACACAGACGAGAGGCCUCACAAGUGUCACCUGUGUGGAAGAGCCUUUAGGACGGUCACUCUGCUGAGAAACCAUCUCAACACACAUACUGGAACUCGUCCACACAAGUGCACAGACUGUGACAUGGCUUUUGUAACGAGUGGAGAGCUGGUUCGUCAUCGUCGUUACAAACACACACAUGAGAAACCUUUCAAAUGCUCUAUGUGUGACUAUGCCAGUGUGGAGGUGAGCAAACUGAAGCGUCACAUUCGUUCGCACACCGGCGAGCGUCCAUUCCAGUGCAGCCUUUGUAGCUAUGCCAGCAGAGACACGUACAAACUAAAAAGACACAUGAGGACACAUUCAGGAGAAAAACCUUAUGAGUGCUACAUCUGCCAUGCUCGCUUCACGCAGAGUGGAACCAUGAAGAUGCACAUCCUGCAGAAACACACUGAGAAUGUGGCCAAAUUUCACUGUCCUCACUGUGACACCGUUAUUGCACGCAAGAGUGACUUAGGAGUGCAUCUACGAAAGCAGCACUCGUUUAUAGAGACUGGGAAGAAGUGUCGCUACUGUGAUGCCGUUUUUCAUGAGCGCUACGCUCUGAUCCAACAUCAGAAGUCUCACAAGAAUGAGAAGAGGUUCAAAUGUGACAUGUGUGACUACUGCUGUCGCCAGGAGCGCCAUAUGGUGAUGCAUCGUCGCACUCACACUGGAGAGAAACCAUACGCCUGCAGUCAGUGUGAAAAGACCUUCAGACAGAAGCAGCUGCUUGACAUGCACUUCAAGCGCUACCAUGAUCCCAACUUUGUUCCCACCGCAUUCGUCUGCCCCAAGUGUAGCAAGACCUUCACUCGCAGGAACACCAUGGCACGCCAUGCAGAGAACUGCAGUGGGGAGGUGGAGGAGGCUGAAAAUGGAUCUCAGACUCCAAAGAAGGGAAGGAGGGGAAGAAAGAGGAAGAUGAGGAGCAGGAGAGAUGACGAUGACAGUGAGGGAGAUCAAGGUGAUCCAGAUGAGGAAGAGGAAGUGGAGGGUGAAGAGGAUAUGUCACUGCUACCUGAAGAGGAUGAGGUAGAAGGUAUGGAACUGGACCAGGCCCCAGCUGCCAUACCAGUUCCUGCUCCUGAUGAGCCACCCAUGAAGAGGAAACGAGGCAGACCCCCAAAGAAUGCUCCAAAACCUCCGACACCCAGCAAGACUGUCAGAGUGGCUGCAAAGACAACCACAGCUGCUGCCAUCAUCCAGGUGGAGGAUGAGAGCACUGGCGCAGUGGAGAACAUCAUAGUGAAGAAGGAGGACGGCGACGCUUCUGCAGGGAAUCCCCUGGAGCAGGGUGUGGCUCUUACCGUGGAAGGGGUGGGGCUAGACGGGGAGGGGGUAGAGACUGUUGAGCUGGCUGUCAAUGAGGAAACAGCGGCGACAGCUGCCAAUGGAGAUCUGACACCAGAGAUGAUCCUCAGCAUGAUGGACCGGUGAACACACAUGGAGUCGGACUCUGACUACAGCUAGAAUACACGAGUUAACAUUUCCAUGUCUUUGGCCUUCACCUGGUGUUCCACAUGGCGGCCAAGUUGCCUCAUUUGAAGUGGCUGCAAAAUUUCCAUGCACAAAGAAGGGAAGCCGCAUGUAAAUACUUUAACUCUUCAUUCAUAUGCUUCAAUAUGCAUCACACACACUUGAUCCCACUGCACACUUGUGUACUCCCUUUUCAUAGACAGAUAUCGUGUGAGCUAACAACAGACUCCUCUGCUCUUUAAUGCUUCUUUCAGUUUGAAUGUCUUCUGAAUGAAUCAUUGUGUAUUUUGCUACUUGUUUUGUACCCACAGCCACUUCCUGUGUCAGUCUCCACCCACACAUACUCUGCAGCUGAUGUUCCUCUCCUUUCUGCUCUUUCAAAGGGAGACGUCAAAACAUCUUUAUCCACAUUUCACUUUGAUUUCUUGCUUGCUCUUCUUGCAACUAUGCGACUUUGCUAAUUCAAGCCUUUAUAAGUGUGUAUAUAGCAAAAAGUAGUUUAUCCUAAUGAAGCGUAGUGUAUGGUACCUGCUCCGUCAAAUCAUCUGUGUAUUAUUUUUCCCAGAGUUUGAUUUUCCCUUUCUUCACACAUGGACCUUGUUAGCAUGUUUUUUAUUUGUACAUGAAAGUCAAAGUAGAAAAAGAUUUUUCUCUCCGGAUGAGCUGAUGACUCAGGUAGAUGCAGCACCCGUCAUGCUCUAAGAAAAACUCAGUCAGCCUGUGCAGAUCAGAUGUUUUACAGUGUUGUCCUAGUUAAAAAGAGUUAUGUUUCCUUUUCCCUCCCUCUGAUCACGGUUGAAAUUAUUUGUCAUUCAUAGCUAAUGUUCUUCCUCUUUUGUGAUUGAUUUCCGUCACAUAAACUGAUUGCUCCCUGUCACUUUGUUAAUACUCAUCAGCCUGUUUUGGUUGCUUUGUACUAUAGAGGUGAGUCCAAACAUUCCUUUUCUUUAAAUCACAGGGUAAACGUGGUAUUUUUAAACCAGGCCCCAUUUUUUUUGCUUAUUUUUAGACACACUUUUAGACAAAAGCUGCAAACAUGCUGUAACGACUGAAAGCCAAUGUGAAGAUCUGCUAAAUGGUUAAAAGUAAUUUGUAACUGUAAGACAUUUAGUCACCAAAAUUUGUGGAAGAAGGGUCGAGGUUAAAGCUUACACAUUUACCCUGUAACAUUGCAUUAUGUUUAUUAAAAUGAAUCGUUGUCACUGUCAAAAGUUUCUCUGAAAAAAUAAAAACAAACAUGAGCAGGUGGUUUGCAUGUACAUACAUGUAUUAAAUCCUUUUUGCUUUUGUGAUCCUUUUUAAUGUUUUUAACAGCUGAAUUUGAGAAGAGUUGAUUUGAAGGGAUCUGGAGGUUUUCUUGUGUUGGUGCCGUACCUGGUACUCUUCCCAUCAUGCUUUGCUUCCACACAUUAAUCCCACUAAUGAGCCAAAACUGCAUACUAAACUAAUUUGAUUCCUCAGUCCAAUUUCUGUUCUGAUACUGCUCAUGUUUCUGCUCAUGUUACAGCUGCUGCUGCAUUUCGCUGUGGCUCUCUCAGUUUAGUGAUAUAAAAUGAGAAUCAAGUCUUCUUCUGUACCCCAACUGUGAGGGGAGUUUAACCUGUAAAGGAACAACAUGUUUUUCAAAAAUAUGCUAACAAAGUGGUAGAACUGUGGUGAAUAACGCCUUUUUUUCUUUGACUGACUGACUUUAAAAGUGUUAUUUGAAGGAUGUCAGUUUUAAAAUAAGUCUUCUUGUUUUGGUGUACCAUCUGAAAUAAUUUGCAAAUGAAGUUGUCUGUGAAAACAAAAAAGGAACCUUCCCUAUCCAAACCUUGGCAAAUAAUUCAGUUUUUUUUUCCAAAGCGAUUAAAUAAUUUCUUUUGUAUCAUAACGUAAAUUAUUUUCUGUAAACCAAGAAAAAAGUAAGCUGUCAUUAUCAGUCUAUCAUGCUGUGCAAGAGUACGAAUGGAAGAUGGAUGUUUGACUGCAGUAAAAGUUUUUUUAGUUUGCACAUCACUUGUUUGUUUUAGCUGAAGAUUUGAGAGAACAGUUUAAAAUGGUGUGAAACCUGUUUGAAAACCAUAACUUUGUCCUGACACCUCUGAAAAUGAGACACUGUACAGCUAAUGAAAAAUAAAAUCAUCCUGAUGGGCCCACAA